CAUGCUGGUCUGGAGAAAAGGCUCGCAGCUCUGUUAUCCGUGGUCACAGAGAGCGUGGGGGAGGAAGACACUUGGACCAAGGAGUCGUGUGGGUAGAAGAAACACACCGGCGUUAUUCAAAAGGAAAACUUCUAACCCAAAGACAGCGGUUUUCAAAAAAAUCUUUAGGCUAGUUGGAUUUUGUACUGGAAAGCGAGCAUAUUGAACGCCGGACGUUUUGCACAACUUGGAAAACCUAUUCAACUGCAAAAGUGUUGCUCUCCACUUUCUGGAGAACCGAAGGCAACCAUGGAAUCCGUGACAGAGAGUGAGAAUCGUUCAUCCAUGUAUACAGAUCCUGAAGAGAAGACUUGUGUAACCAGGCCUGAAGGGGACCGUUUGUCUCGGACUCUUCUUCAAGAAUCCACACAAAAGGUGUGUAGUUGGUGAGAAGCCAGCUGGCUGGCCUUGGAGACACUCCUUCACUACGAUGUAGAGUCCAGAAGAGAGAGAACGAGAGAGCGAGAUAAAGAGAGAGAGCGUGUGUGAACAACAGACACUCCGGCUGGAAGAGAAACUGAAAGUGGGUGAGUAAGACAUUGCAGGAGGAAUCGUAAAGAAAGAUAGGGAGACAACCCAGAAAGAAGGAAGAGGAACAACACCAGGGGGAGAUAAGAAAGAGAGAUUGAGAGAGAGACACUUUCAAUCAUUGACCUCAGACCCUGCCUCCAAACCAACCUCUCCCUCCCUCUUUCUCCUCCCUCCUUUCCCUGCACUGGAACUGUUUACCCUCUCUCACACCUCCGUCACAACAGGACCCCAUCCUUCACCCUUUCCCCUCUUCCUGAAGACCCUGAGGCCUUGAACCUUCACCUUUGACCCCACCUGUGUAACCACUGGGCGGGAAAAGACAUCACCAGGAACUCUUCAGAACCACUUCAAACAUCAUCCUCACCAUGUGCCAUGUGAUCGUGACCUGUCGCUCCAUGCUGUGGACUCUACUCAGCAUCGUGGUCGCCUUCGGAGAGCUCAUCGCCUUCAUGAGCACCGAUUGGCUGGUGGGCUUCCCCCGGACACCGGACGCCGUCUUCGGCCCUCAUGGUGCCACAGCGGCUGGCGAGGCCUACCGGCCCACCCUGGGCAUCUACGGCCGCUGCAUCAAGCUGCCCCACUUGCGGCGUGGUGUUCUAUGUGGGCCGUACGCCGUGCACUUUGGGGAGAUCGCCAGCGGGUUCUGGCAGGCGGCGGCCAUCUUCCUGGCGGCGGGUAUCCUGCUGCUGUGUGCCGUGGCCUUCAUCUCUGUCUUCACCAUGUGCUUCCAGAGCAUCAUGAAGAAGAGCAUCUUCAACGUGUGUGGACUGCUGCAGGCCAUCGCAGGUCUGUUUCUGAUCCUGGGUCUGAUGCUGUACCCUGCAGGCUGGGGUUCAGACAAGGUGCAGCUGUACUGUGGUCAGGACGCGGCUCCCUACCAGGCAGGGCUGUGUACCAUGGGCUGGGCCUUCUACACAGCCAUGGGAGGCACCGUGCUCACCUUCAUCUGCGCUGUGUUCUCAGCCCAGGCCGAGAUCGCCACGUCCUCAGACAAGGUGCAGGAGGAGAUCGAGGAAGGCAAGAGCCUAAUCUGCCUGCUCUGAGAUGGACCAGGAGGGGAGAAGGAGAGGAAUGUCAAGUCCCACCCCCCUCUUCUCCACUCUGGGUUCCAGCUGUCAAUCAAACGGAAGCCCCCAUGUUGUUUACCACUAAGACAGACUCUCUGACCUUUGACCCUGUAUUGUUGUUAUUGUUCAUGUGGGAGAAAUCUACAGUGCCAAGCUUUUCACAAACCUGUGUUUCAAUGUAUUUCCUCUCUCCGCCACCAGAGGUGCUGUCUGUCUGUGUUCUGUAUGUUGUUAUUUCUAAUGUGUGUCAGUACCAGCUACUCUGACACCAGUAUGUGUGUAUUGUAAAUAAGUGUGUAUAUACUGUACAUAGUGAUGAUGAUGAUGAUGAUGAUGAUGAUGAUCUGAGAAUGGUGGUCCUCAGCUCUGUUCAGGCUGUGUUUUAAAUUAGUGUCACUCUUGCUUUGAAUACUGGUGUGAUGAGGACAACACCUAAAGACCAGCCUUCCUGGUGCUAAUCUUCUGUUGUACCAUAAAAUGCCAGGUAGAAGUUGCCCCUAACUACAGAUCUAGUAUCACAUUACCCAACCCCAAAUCAUAACCUGAACCACGAGAAGGAUAAAAUAAUAUCAUACCGUAUCCCAGACCCGCAGUUAGAGGUAACUUCUACCAGCUCCAGCUUAAACCAGGUGUGAGUAACUCUACAAGGGAACCACUACUCAGUCAAGUAAACUACUCACAGACAUGGCCUUAGUUUAGCAUGGAAUCAUGAUGUCCGUAAAGCUUACAGAAUGUACUGUCAAUUGAAAUGACCAAUGUAUGUCUUCUUGGACCCUUGAAAUGUAUUGAUGGGACGGACACCUACACAGGCCACGGUUACACACGGACAGCAUGAUCUAGCUGAGAAGGACUUGGACAACUUGGUCAACGAUACACACAAGUAUUCCUUUUAGUGUCUUCCUUUUAGUGUAUUGUUUCAGGAAGGACUCCUAUUCCUGCAACACCAAGGCAGGUCAGUUAUUCCUACAGCACCAGCCACAGCGCUGGAGAGAAACUGUUGAGACUUGUGUUGUUGCGUCAUCAUCUGACUAUCACAGCUCCCCAGUCUGUCUCUCUGCCAAACCAAUAAAAACAGAAAGAAAAACA
Molecule: messenger RNA, 2723 nt
Organism: Oncorhynchus keta (chum salmon)
Lineage: Eukaryota; Metazoa; Chordata; Actinopteri; Salmoniformes; Salmonidae
Gene: lhfpl2a
Product: LHFPL tetraspan subfamily member 2a
Exons: 5
Coding region: 936-1613 (225 amino acids)
Cellular component (GO): membrane
Source: RefSeq, a predicted model, not a curated record